CUUCCCAAGAACCGGCGCCUCGUGAUGACGAAAGCCCGCUUUGAUUGGUGAGCCGGGCGCGAAGGACCGCGGCGGAAGCGAGUGGCCGGCGCGUGGAGUUAAGCUGAGUUGUGUUAAUGAAGAUGAAAUUUUGCCUCUCCAAAGUAGUUGGUGGCUGUCGUCUUGGCACGCUAACAAAUCUUGGUAGGAAAGGGAUUCAAUCUAUGGAGAUUCCAGGUUGUCUGCUUUACACCAAAAUGGGAUCAGCACCACACCUGACACAUGACAAUCUACAGUUGGUCCAAGAUGUUCCUGUAGUUAUACAGCUUCCACUUCCAGCGUUGGCAGAACUUCAUGAGGUCUUGGCGGAAUAUAAAGAAGGAACUGGAAAGUUCAUAGGCAUGCCAGAUUCAGUGCUAUACUGUUCCCUCCAUGACCCAGUAAUCUGCUCCCCACCUGGUUACAACAACUGCAAGUCAGUUUCUGUAUGGGGAAGUGGAGGGCGGAUAGAAAUGACACCAUCAAAUUUCAUGGCCAUCCAACGCGUUAUUCAGCCAGACUGGUUCCAGUGUCUAUCAGAUGGAGAUACGGUUGGAGAAGGAAUAUCUAAGAAGAGGGCCAAGAAGUCUGUGGAUCGAUCCCUGUCCUUUUUGGAUGAGUGCCUGCAGUUGCAAGAUAAAUCUCCAGAAUUGCAACAGAGCUUGAUAAUUGGAGUUGUUGAAGGUGGAGAUGUGUUGGAAGAGAGGCUCCGAUCUGCUAAAGAGACUGCCAAGAGACCGGUAGCUGGCUUCUUGCUGGAUGGCUUUCAGGGAAAUGCCAUGGCCUGGAAGACCAAGCUGGAACUCUUGUCCGCGGUUACAGCAGAGUUACCGGAAGAUAAACCCAGACUGAUUCAUGGAAUUGGCAGGCCAGAUGAGGUGCUGGACUGCAUUGAGAGAGGCGUAGAUGUUUUUGAGAGUUCUUUCCCUUACCAAGUGACAGAGCGGGGCAGUGCUUUGUCCUUCAGCUAUAAUUAUAAACCAGAUCCUGAAACAGCAGUCUUAAAAGAGAAAGGGCAAAAAGAUACGAGGAGAAAAGAGGAUGAUAAAACAGACAAUGAAACAAUCCACAGAGCUCAAGAAAUUGCUUCAUUUGAAAUAAAUUUGAAAGAAAAAAGGUACCAGGAUGACUUUGGCCCUUUAGUGAAUGGAUGCUUGUGCUACUGCUGCCAGAAUCAUAGCCGUGCCUACGUUCAUCACCUUCUUGAGACCAAAGAGUUGCUAGCUGGUGUGCUGCUUAUGAUGCAUAACUUUCAGCACUAUUUCGGUUUCUUCUGUUCUGUGCGAGAUGCUCUGAAAGAAGACCAGUUGGAUCGAUUGAGAGAGAUUGUCAGCAUGCAAGCACCUUGAGGCUAGAAAUACAUAAAUAGUACAGGGAGAAAAGAACCCAUGAAGCAACAAACUCCAUAUUUUGGCUACCAUUAAUCUCAUGUCACCUGAAGCCCAAACCUUCUGGAAUCUUUUCCCCAUUAGCCAACCAGUUAUAGCAAGGACAGCCUGAUGUUGUUGGACUACAACUUCCAGCAUCCCUACCACUGACCAUGCUGACGGGAGCUGGCAUCCCAACAACAUCCUCAAGGCACUACCUUGACUACCUCUGGGUUAAAGAAA
Messenger RNA from Podarcis raffonei (Aeolian wall lizard), 1628 nucleotides. It is a transcript of the gene QTRT2, whose product is annotated as queuine tRNA-ribosyltransferase accessory subunit 2. The coding region runs from base 117 to 1367 and encodes 416 amino acids. The record is from RefSeq and is a predicted model, not a curated record. The transcript is spliced from 9 exons. Lineage: Eukaryota; Metazoa; Chordata; Lepidosauria; Squamata; Lacertidae. Gene Ontology annotation, molecular function: tRNA-guanosine(34) queuine transglycosylase activity.